This is a messenger RNA of Mytilus californianus (California mussel), 5383 nucleotides long. RefSeq names its product zinc finger protein 184-like. NCBI's taxonomy places the organism in Eukaryota, Metazoa, Mollusca, Bivalvia, Mytilida, Mytilidae. The coding region runs from base 184 to 3246 and encodes 1020 amino acids. Gene Ontology annotation, cellular component: nucleus. Gene Ontology annotation, biological process: regulation of transcription by RNA polymerase II. Gene Ontology annotation, molecular function: DNA-binding transcription factor activity, RNA polymerase II-specific; RNA polymerase II transcription regulatory region sequence-specific DNA binding. The record is from RefSeq and is a predicted model, not a curated record. The transcript is spliced from 5 exons.
AAGUGGAUUCUCCCUCUGAGAAAUUAUUUUUUGACGCGCCUAAUGAAGCCGAAAUGUUUUGAAGACUCUUUGUGUUUUAACAUAGUCUUUAUUCCCUCUUUAUUUGCAUAUGUGAUCUUAGGCAUUAAGAACGGCAACGGACACCAAGUUAUGAAUUUAAACUGAAAUGAGCCGGUGAAAAAAAUGUGGAAUCAAGAUGGUCAUUCAGACUUUCAAAUUGAGAUUAAAACAGAACCAGUUGAUGAUCAAAUAGAUAAUGGUUACCAUGGUAACACAGAUUCUAUGAGGGAUCAUUAUACUUUAAGUUACCAAGAUUUAUACCAUGAAAACAUUUCAUCACUUAAAAAUAAGGAUUCGGAAGGUUGUAACCAUAGCAAUACUAAACAGGAAAUAAAUAAUGAUGAUUCUGAUACAGAAGAUUGUGACUAUGGGAACACGUAUGAAUUUAGUUCUGAGAUGGAGAAUUCAGGAAUUACAAAUCAAAAGUGUGAUGUACCAUAUCCUGUCAAGUUGUGGAAGGCUGUAGAGCAUGAAGAUGGGCAGGAGACAAGUAAGAAAAAAGAACCAGUCAGUGAAUUUGUAUCAACCAUGUCAACCAGUAGUAUGAAAAUGAAUUUGCCUCAACCUGAGUUCAAUAACAUACUUACCAAUUCAGCCUUUACCACUACUGUUCAGGAAGAUAUCACAGAAAACCAAGGUAAAAGUAGAAACAGAAGAAAAAGAAAAGAAACGGUUAGGAGAUUGAAGACUUGUAAUAUUGACCAGAGUGAUGAAGAUGAAACAUUUGGUUUCAACACUGGUGAAAAGGAAUAUGACACUUGUAAUUCUGGGGAAAAGGAAUAUGACACCUGUAAUUCUGGAGAAAAGGAACAUGACACAUGUAAUUCUGGUUGUUUUGUAUGUCAUUUGUGUCAAGUAGUUUUCACAGAUGCAAAGGCACACCAUAUUCAUGUGAAAAAAUGUCUGACAAGAAGGAAGUUAAAGAGGAAAAAAACAAAUACAGAACACAAAUGUGAAAUUUGUGGCAAAGUAUUUAAAGACAGACGUGGACUUGACAGGCAUGAAGUAGUUCAUUCUGGGGUUAAACCUUACCAAUGUGCCAUUUGUGAAAGGUCUUACACUCAGAAAGGACAUUUACAACAACAUCAGAGGAUGCACAAUGAUAGGGAAGACCCACUGGAAUGUGAAUAUUGUUUCAAGAUUUCACAAAGACAAGAUAAAUACACAACUCAUAAAAACUUUCAUUAUCGUUCAAAAAACAUGCCAUAUCUUUGUAAUGCUUGUGGUGGUCAAUUCCAAGAAAAAUCUGACCUGGUCAAACAUAUCAUAAAGCAUCGCAAUACAGAGUUAUAUUAUGUGCAGGUGGUACAAGAAUCCAAAUUAUCAGAUGAAAACAAACCACGUUCAAAAUCUCCGUUGAAAAAGCCAAAGUUAAAGAAUUUAAGUGGAAGUUGUUCUGGAAUCAACUGUAACAAAGCAGUUGAGGGUAAAUUAGGAAAGUUUUUGUUUGUCUGUCAGCUUUGUAAGAAAGAAUUCAUAGACUGGUUUACCAUUCAGCAACAUAUUAGUCGUCAUACUGGUGAAAAAGUUUUAUUUACAUGCGAAACUUGCAGUAAAGAAUUUGAGAGUACAGAUGACUUUGCCGUACAUCAGAAAGAACAUGCUCCAAAUUAUGUGACAAAAUGUGAAAUUUGUGGAAAAUUUCUAAAUAGCAACACAGAUUUAUUGACCCACAAACAUAUUCAUCAAGUUUUAUAUUCAUUUCCUCGACAACAGCCUACAAAUGGUGAUGUCCCAGCAUUCUCUUCACAGAAAGAAGCAACAGUGACUGAUGAAGCAGUUAGUGGAACAUGUACUGAGGAAAAUGAACAUUCUGAUAGUAACGAUAAUGUUAAUAAGGAACACAAAGAGGACAAUAGCUUACAAGAUAAAACAGAAGGGCAGCAGAAGAUGAACUCGGUGCAAGAUGAUAACCAAGAUGCCUCUGUGUACAAUAAAGUUUCUCAAUACAUGGCAGAAAAUUGUCAUAUGGAAUCUAUUGUUGCUUCUAACUUUCGUUACAAUGUUCCUGUUAAUGACCCCUCUUCCAAACAAGGGCAAGCAGACAAUACAUUUGAAGUUGAUCAGAGUGAAUGUGUUAAUGAAGUUGAUAAAAAAAUCAACAUGGCUUCUAAUCUGAAAAAUGCCAUUAACACACACGAAAGAAGAGGACAGUUCAUAUGCAAUGUAUGUGGCAUGAUUUUUGACAGAAUGAAUUUGUUCCGCUUACAUGCAGCAUAUUGUGGGAACAUUGAUCAAAAGGUCAAGGUUCAUGUUGUGGGAAGGAAGAAGAAAUAUGAAUGUCCAAUAUGUGGGAAGUUGUUUCCUGAUCGUCGUGGCAUUGAGAGACAUGGUGUUGUUCAUUCAGGCAUCAAAGCAUAUGAGUGUACUGUGUGUGGAAGGUCAUACACUCAGAAAGGUCAUCUUGAAUUGCACAUGAAGAAACACAGCGAUAAUUUCUUUGAGCGGUUUGAGUGUCCGUAUUGUUUUAAAAUCUUAGAAAAAAAGGAUAGAUUUGUAAUACACAAAGCUUCACACAUGUCAGAAUUUCCAUAUACGUGUAAUGUGUGUAACUCAUCCAUGAGAUUACUCCAGGAUCUCUAUGAGCAUUUUAAAACACAUGAGCAUCAUCAGUUUUACUAUGUUGAAAACAAGAUAGGAUUAGGGACACCAGGAGAACAGGCACCAGAAGAGAGUGUUCAUACAGCGCCAUCUAUACAACAGGUGUCGAAUGACAGUACACAUACAGUGCCACCUAUCAUGCCUAUACAAAUAUUUGAUUCUGACAAACUUCAAGAACUAUCCAACAGCCAGUUAAAGUUAAGAGAAGAAGGACAACACUUGUGUGAUGAGAAUCACUUUAUUUUUGUUUGUCAAAUUUGCCACAAACAGUUUCAGACUUGGCAAAUUAUGCUAGAACAUGUUGACCGCCAUUUUGGUAUGACCCGUCAGUUUACAUGUGAGACUUGCAAUACAGUUUUCAAUACAGUGGAAAAUUUAAAACAACAUUUAGAUGAACAUAAGAAAAAUUUUCAAAAUAUAUGCACAGUUUGUAAAAAAUUCUUUUUAGAUGAAGAUGGAUUGAAAGAACAUUUUGUAAUUCACAAGAGAUUUGCACAGAAACGAUCAUUUUAUGUAAAGCAACCUAAUUUGAACAGAAAGCGACGGAAAUUAAAAGAGAAACAAGAUACAAUAGCUCCCCUCUAAUAACCUCUCUUAAUCAUGUACCAACCUCCAAUCUAGAACUGCUUAAACAUUGGAUAAAAGAUUCAACUGAUGUUAGUUUAUUAAGGAUAUUUUGCUCUUAAUUAUUGCCAACAAACUUAAACACUUCUUCGAGUUGCAGUUUGAAUUCAUUUAUCAUGUUUAUUCUGAGGAAAACUAUAGAGAUAAGUGUGUUAGUGUGAAGCAAGUGCAGUGAAAUGAAAAUAUUCUUCCUUUCAGUAACAUUUCCAAACCAAUGAUUGACUUUUUGAUACAUAAAAAGUUGGAAUUAAACUUUAUACUAGUUGAUCAGUUUGAAGUACUGUAAAUUCAGAAAUUAUUGCGAAUAAUGCGACUGGGUGGGUAUCGCAAUAAUUAGAACUUGCAUUCAUAUAUAAUUAAUCAUACAUUUUUGUCCAUUCUAAAAUCACAAUAAAAAAUGCAUGCAAUAACCUCUAAAUUAACAGUAAUGAAUUCAAAGUGCAACUGGAAAAAGUGAUAAUGCAUUAAUAUAUAUUGAAACUUUUAUUCAAAGUUAACAACCAAAAUGUUUGAGAUACAGAAGACUGGAACCAGCUUUAGUGUUACUGUGUUUAUUCAGCAGGCUUUGCCCUAUCACAAUACCAAUUGCUAAAAAAAUAAAACAUUUUAGCUCAUUUAUUCAGUGAAAGGUUGUUAGUAUUAAGUGAAUGCAAUAAAGCAAUGACUAAAAUCAUGAAAAUGUUUCACCAGUUGAUCAGUUUGUAAAGGUGUUUCAAACUGCAAUUUGAUAAAACUGUUUUAGCAAUUUGUAUGGUGGUAGGGCAAAGCCUACUGAAUAGCACAGUAUUAUAAUUUAGAUCCUUUUAAAUUAUUUGAAAAUAAAAAUUAGGAUGUACACUUUAUUUUUUUACACCAAAUAUAAGUUUAAUCCCUUGAACAUCCAUCACCCUUUUAUAUUCUUCUAUUAUCUUCCCCAAACUUAAAAGAAAUGAAACAGUUACAGCUGGUAAAAUUUUGAAUCUUUGAUGUAUGAAAUUUCUUGACAAGGGAACAGUGCAGCAUGGUGAGUCGUCAGACGACUCCUUAUAGGAGUUAUUGCUCUUAAAUGACAAAAAAAACAGUGUUUUGCAAUUUUGGGUAUUAUCUUGAAAACUGUAAAAGAAUCUUAAUUUGAUAUCAAAAAUGAUCUGCAAGACAAGAUCUACAAAACAAUCAAUGGCAGAAAUCAUCUUUUGACUCCUCAUGAGAGUUAUUGCCCUAAAUUUAUGAUCUUUACCCAUUUUUUGUGUUUUUGUCUUUAAUCAUGAAGAUCAUGAAGAUUAUAAUAGAGGAUAGAAACCUUAAACAGCAAAAAUGAUCAUAAAAUUUUGCCCAUUUUUUGGUGUUUUUGCUAUAAUCACAAAAAUAUUAAUAGAUAGAAACACUAAUAAGCAAUGGUGAUCAGUAAGACAAGAUCUACAUAUUUAAUAGGUCAACAUGAGUGCAAUGUUAAAUGACUUCUUAUAGUGGCUAUUUUACCCAUUUUUAUACGACCACAAAAAAUUUUGUUCGUAUAAUGCUAUCUUGUCGGAGUCGGAGUCCGAAGACACAUUUGGUUUCUGGACAAUAACUUUAGUUUAAGUGAAUGGAUCUCUAUGAAAUUUUACCAGAAGAUUCAAUACCACAAAAGGAAGGUUGGGAUUGAUUUCAGGGGUUAGGGUACCAACAGUUUAGGAAUUAGGGGCCAACAACAAGCAUUUUUGUAGUUUCCGGACAAAAACUUGUGUGUAAGUGUAUGGAUCUCUCUGAAAUUGUACCACAAGGUUCCAUAUCACAAAGGGAAGGCUGGGAUUGAGAUUGGGGGUAAUUGCCCCAAAUGUUCAGGAAUUAGGGGCAAAACAGGGGCCAAAAACAAGCAUUUUUCUAGUUUCCAGACAAUAACUCAUGUUUAAGUGUAUGGAUCUCUCUGAAAUUGUACUACAAGGUUCCAUACCACAAAGGGAAGGCUGGGAUUGAGUUUGUGGGUAAUUACUCCAAACGUUUAGAAAUUAGGGCCAAAAAGGGGGCCAAAAACAAGCAUUUUUCUAGUUUCCAGACAAUAACUUGUGUUAAAGUUUAUGGACCUCUCUGAAAUUGUACAUUUUUUCUGCAAAGAAAAAAAUCUUCAAAAAUUGGGGGG